Messenger RNA from Aplosporella prunicola CBS 121167, 2484 nucleotides. RefSeq lists its product as uncharacterized. Bases 41 to 2290 code for a protein of 749 amino acids. The transcript is spliced from 2 exons. The record is from RefSeq and is a predicted model, not a curated record. Lineage: Eukaryota; Fungi; Ascomycota; Dothideomycetes; Botryosphaeriales; Aplosporellaceae. Gene Ontology annotation, biological process: lipid metabolic process.
CCAUGAAAUCACCUCCAAACUCGGCGCCCCCGAGGCCCUUAUGAUACCCGCUCCGCCCGCCCUCCCGUCUCCCGCAACAAUGGCCUCCAGAACCCAGACCGUCGCUGCCAAAGCGAAGCAGAAACUCUCCUCCAUGUCCUCCAAGGCGCAGCCCGCCAUAGAAUUCGCACACCAGUCCGAGCACCUUGGCCAGUACACCGUCGACCAGGAGAACCAGCGGGAGGGCUCGACUCACGCAGUCGAAGCCAAGUUUAUUACUAGCCAGGACCCUGUCAUCGCCACGGCCAAUGGCGGCCGCCUGCCCGCCGUGCCCGUCGAGGAGGCCAUCAAACUCAACAAACUCAGGGACGUCCUCGACAACCGCGACCCUUCGCAAAACAAGCCUGUCGAUCCCAGUUCGCGUGAGACCAAUGAUGGAACCGUACACGGCGCAAAGCCAAGCAGUUCGGCCAUGUCCGAGAGAGAUGGUUCCAAACCAGAUGCGACACUAAGGGACGCCGUCCCACCAUCGAGGACGAAUCCCCUAUUCCCCCCACUGCCAAUGGAUCCUAAUCAGUACCGGCCAUUCUACGAAGAGGAAUUGAGGAGGAAAGAGGCGAGGAAGAAAGCAGAAAAAGCAUGGAAGCAACGUCAACAGAGGAACGAGAAGUGUCCGGAUAAAGAGCAUGCCACCGACUCGACAGAAGACUAUCCAAUUAUGGAAGGCGGGCCUGAUCCGCUGGUCUGCGACGUUAGUUACUAUGCGCGGAGGGUUGGUUUAGACUGCGAGACUUUUUUGGUUCAGACGGAAGACGGCUUCAUAAUAGAGCUGUGGCAUAUUUACGAUCCACGCGACUACCGCCCCGCAUCCUCGCCGGACAAGGGUCCCCAUUCUCCGGAAAUCUUCCGCCCAGGCUUUGCUGCUGAGGGAGCCAAGAACGGUGCUUCUGGCUCCCAGUUCCCCUUUGGACAGAGGAAGUACCCGGUUCUCAUGAUGCACGGUCUUUUACAAUCAUCUGGAGCUUUCUGCUCCAAUGACGACAAGAGUAUGGCUUUUUUCCUGGCCAAGUCUGGCUAUGAUGUCUGGUUGGGAAACAACCGCUGCGGCUUCACUCCGCGCCACAACAUGCUCAAGUACGAGGAUCCUCGGAUGUGGGCAUGGAAUAUCCGCCAAAUGGGCGUCAUGGACUUGCCCGCGCUCAUUUCCCGCGUUCUGUCCGAAACUGGAUUCGAGAAGCUCGCCCUCAUAGCCCACUCGCAAGGAACAACGGAAACCUUUGUCAUGCUGGCGAAAGAACAGCGACCAGAGAUUGGCGAGAAGAUAAGUGUUUUCUGUGCGCUCGCCCCGGCGGUGUACGCGGGUCCCCUGAUCGGGAAGAUGUACUUCAAGUUCAUGCAGGUGAUUAGCCCAGGCAUGUUCCGUGUAAUCUUUGGCAUCCAUGCCUUUAUCCCUUUCAUGAUGCAUAUGCACAAGAUUCUUCCUGGCAAAUUCUAUGGUGCUAUGGGCUACCGCAUCUUCUCCUUCCUGUUUAACUGGACCGACGAGCGUUGGGAAAAGGAUCUACGCAAUCGCAUGUUUCAAUUUGCACCCGUUUUCGUCUCGUCUGAAAGCAUGCGCUGGUGGCUCGGACGUGAGUGCUUCGCAAGGCAGAAGUGUAUUCUGGCGACGCGCCGAGAGAAGGAGAUGGAAGAGAAGGAAGACGACAUGGCCGAACGCCAGGAAAAGAUGCGCCAGUACUACCGCCACGGCUCACGCAACGAGCACUCGACAGAGCGCCGCGACGAUUCGCCCUCGUCGAGCUCUUCUUCCCGUAGCCAGAGCCCAGCCGAAGGCGAAGGCAACGAUAAUCGCGGGCACUACGACCACCGCGGCCGCCACGCAUGGUACGAUGAGCGGGUUCCGCCGAUGGCGCUAUGGGUGGCAGGCAACGACGACCUCGUCGACGGGCGGCGACUACUGCGGCGCUUCGAGUGCGGCCGCGAGCCCUACGUCGACGUGGUGCACAGCAAGAUCAUCGAGGGGUACGAGCACCUCGACGUCAUCUGGGCCAUGGACGCACUGGACAAGGUGGGCAAAGAAGUGCGCGAGGUGAUCUGGCGCACGGCGCCCGAGGAGGCGCGCCGCGCGUGCAAGAUGCCCAGCGAGUGCCAGGACCUGCAGCCGUACAAGCGGAUGAACGGCCGCAUCGAGGUCGACGACAUGGGCGACCAUCGCGCGCGCACCGGAGUCGAUGCCAGUGCUGGCGAGUGGAUCGAGGAGGUGCAUCGCCAGACUGGGGACAUGAGCGUAAAGGACGUGGCGACUGCGUAGGGGAGACAGACACAGACCCACCGUGCUCAACUUCCUAGGAAGCUGUUGCUUCCGUUUUCGUUUUUCGCCCCCAGCUUCCUAAUGUUUUUUGAUACCUGGUUGCAUAUGAUCUUUUUGGUUGCGUAGACAGACUACUACACUUUGGAUACACAUGGCCCACGGGCUUUCAUUUCACCAUAGCAAUAUCGAUACCU